Messenger RNA from Sitodiplosis mosellana (orange wheat blossom midge), 1737 nucleotides. It is a transcript of the gene mRpL21, whose product is annotated as 39S ribosomal protein L21, mitochondrial. Gene Ontology annotation, cellular component: mitochondrial large ribosomal subunit; ribosome. The transcript has 3 exons. Gene Ontology annotation, biological process: translation. Lineage: Eukaryota; Metazoa; Arthropoda; Insecta; Diptera; Cecidomyiidae. The record is from RefSeq and is a predicted model, not a curated record. Bases 130 to 711 code for a protein of 193 amino acids. Gene Ontology annotation, molecular function: RNA binding; structural constituent of ribosome.
UUCGAACUGUCAACAAAAGAGACAUUCGACUGCUAGGAACUACUAAAAAAAUCAGAUGUGCACGAUUUGAAAAAAAACAACACUGAAUCGAUUUAAAAGUUGUAGCGAAUAUAUUUAUAAAUUUUUAAAAUGUUUAUGCGGCGUCUUUUCAACCUUGGCCGUCAGCUUGCACCGUUAAAUAUAUCAAGUGCAGUUCAAAAUUUUUCAGUUGUGCAGAAGAAUACACUUUUUCAAAGUGCAAACAAAGUGGAAUUUCUGAAAAAGCCAAUCGUCGAAAAAAACGCAUGUCAAUCUGUCAUCAGCAAUGUCAACAAUCUUGUUAAUCGGCAGGAAGAAGGACGCCUAUUUGCAGUGGUGCACCUAUGUGGAAAACAAUACAAAGUAACUGCGGGUGAUAUUGUUGUUAUAGAGGGAUAUUGGGCUCCAACGAUUGGAGAUAACAUUCGUUUGGAAAAGGUACUACUAGUUGGCGGUGAUAGUUUCACACUUACUGGCCGACCUUUGGUGCAACCGAAUAUUGUAGAUGUACAAGCCACUGUUGUUGAAAAAACCAUAGCGCACACGAGGACCACAUUCAAGAAGAAACGAAGAAAGCAAUAUAUGCGAAUCAAAUUCCAUCGAUCUGCUCAAUCAAUGAUUCGCAUAAAUUCGAUUACAAUCAAUCCUCAAAUUGAUAUUAAUUCCACGAAAUCAAAUCUUUUGCAGGAAUAAGGAAUAGAAUUUAAAAGGGAAAGGAAAGGAAACAAAGGAAAUAAAACUAAUUUAGUCAAAAAUGUGAUUUUGCUUUAAUUUUCGCAGGCGGUGAUGUUAUUUAUUCAAUAGAUAUUUUAUCAGAAUUUCUCAAAUUAGUUUCAACAAAUUAUUAGGCAAGUAAAUGGAUCCCGUUUCAGUUCAUUGACCUCAAUUUGUGCAACGGAAAAGAACGCUUAAAGAGGAUAAUUCAAUCAUAAAUUGGAGAACAUUCAAUGAAAUGCUCUCUCUUCAGCAAGAUACAAAGACAGGGGGUAGUAAAAUGUCAUUAGUCGUUUUUAGUCGUCUGUAUUAUUGAUGUCUUCGGACCAGGUGUUUAUUUAUUUCAAUCGUAUAUAUGAAUUGUCUUUUUGGUUUCAUUGUUCUCGUCGUACACUAUGUUAACGUUUGUUUGUCAGUUUUUGUUGUUCGUUUGUCUUUCUGCAUAAAUUUCUGGAGUUUUGAUCCAUUAAAAGGGGCUUCGGAUCCGGGGGGAUAGAGUCUCAUCUAGAAAAACAAAACGUAAAAGUCAGAUAUAAAUACGUGCAUAAUAUAACGGUUUUAUCCAGUCAUGGUCUGAACGAAAAUCCUUUCACAUGUGAGAUGUCUUGUAAGAUAUACUAUAAAGUAUGUGCGAUGGGUGAGUUAAUUAAUGUCAGUGGUUACUUCCAAUUUCGUUCGAGUUAAAGGCUAGAAUUGGUCAGAGUGGAGUUGUGUAUGAAGUGUACAAAACAUAACAGUAAACGGUAAGUAAAUUUAGGGUUUUUUAGUAAGAGAAUUUUGAUUUAGAAAAAAACUGUAAACUUUAUUAUAAAAUACAUAAAAUGUAUCGAGAACAUGAAGUUAAUAGGCCAAAUAUCAGAAAAAAACUGUAAACCAGAAACAAUUUUUUCCGAUUUUUUUCUCUUUUGAAUCAGUUUAUUUAGAUCAAUGCAAUUUUUGCUGGAGAUUUAGUGUGCUAAUUGUGUAAAUCAAUAAAAAGAGAAUGUCAGCGUGAUGAAAUGGGAA